CCCAAUGACAUUCCCCAAACUAUUUCCCCUGCUUGGAGGAUGCAACCUCUUCCCCACUUCCUCUUCCACUCUCCCUUGUACUAGGUACAAUGCUACUAUGGGAUUCGUCCAGGGACAAUCGUCCUGCACAACAUCCUUCCCACCCCUCCAUAAUUAUCGCAGCCUGGUCCUCAAACCAAGUAAUCUCAAAUCCUGGCACUCGACCAACGAAAUGACCUUGUUCAUCCGCUCCAGGACGAUGAGAAUUGCAUUCGAACCAACUAGCUUCCUGCAUGCCUAGAUGAUCAUUCAGCCACCAGAUGAUCCCUCAUUAAAAAAGAAGUGUGCGUGGUCACUUCACAGCAUCCAGGGUGAUUACCCGUAAUACCCUUCCACAAUACGCCGAGUGUCUGUCUUCUGUCUCGUUCCCUUGUCGGUGGGCCAGAUGUUCGA
Molecule: messenger RNA, 432 nt
Organism: Aspergillus novofumigatus IBT 16806
Lineage: Eukaryota; Fungi; Ascomycota; Eurotiomycetes; Eurotiales; Aspergillaceae
Exons: 1
Coding region: 5-280 (91 amino acids)
Source: RefSeq, a predicted model, not a curated record